AGGAAGUUAUCAUUUACCAUAUUGUAGUUCAACGCAACAUCAUUUUGAUGACCACAGAGGUUGCAGAAGACUCGAUUGCUUGACUUGGGUGUGCUGAAAGUGGUUGUCCACCUCGGAAAACACAUCAGAAAUCUACUUGCUCAUUCACGAAGGCCUAAAAAACUAAAACUAAUUCCACUAAUCCGACCAGAAGUACCACGACAUCAGUCAGAUCAUAAAUGGUAUGACAUCAUUCAAUCGAUCCAUCACUCUUUCGCUGGUGAGGAUGGUGGAAGAGCAUCCCUGAUCGAUGAAAGAAGCACUGCUGAAAUCUUCACUUAUUUCACCUCCGAAAACCGAACCUGGUCGUGGACAACUCGCGUAGACGUACAGAGAAAUAUACAGAGAAUUUGUAGAAUAGUCCUUCCUGAAUUUGAUACAAGAAUUAUAUAAGAUUAGAAGAUCCCCGUCGGCUUUCGAAGAAGUUAUCGAAACAUCGAUAAAUUAUAGUUUGGUCUAGUACAACUAGCCUACUCGUGUGCGAGUUCAACUGUAGUUCCCGCUGUAAUUAUUCGGAAUCUCAGAUACAGGACGUUGUUCAUGUUGAUGAUACAACAGAGGUAAGACCACGCAAGUCAUAAGUUUCUUUGAUACCAUACAGACAGAAGCAGGAUUGUAACUAAUUUUUGACUCGCCUUUGCGGUAAUUUCAAGAAAAUAGCUGCAAUAAGAAUUAGUUGUAUUUAAAUUGAUCUUUUGGUUUCGCGUUGGAGGACAACAUCAACAGCAUCACCCAUCACCAGUCUCGUUCAACAUACCCACUACAAGCGGCUCUACUCUUCAGCCACAUCAUCAUCUUAUCUACAUUGCGGUGGUCUAGUGUCCAUGUUUUUUGGUACGUGGAAUGUACUCAUGAGCAUCUAUAAAUUUAAACCAUCACGUGAGGGAGGACGCCCGAUCUUAAUCGUCCGUCUAAAGACUUCUGUCGAGAGAAAAACACGUUCCGCAGUAUCAUCAUGUGCUGGUGGAAGAUGUUAUUACCUUUUUCAACCUCUUCCAUGAUCUCACCCUUUCUUUUCUCAUGGUAAGAACGUAGCACACAUCAACUCGAGGUCAAUACCGAACGGCUAUUGAUCGCCGUCCGAAUGCCGCCAAUGAGCGUUAAGACUGGC
This is a messenger RNA of Amoebophrya sp. A25, 1150 nucleotides long. Lineage: Eukaryota; Dinophyceae; Syndiniales; Amoebophryaceae. The record is from the annotation of a GenBank genome assembly.